UAGCAGAGUAACUGUCUGGGUGUGAAACACGAGUCGUCUGUGUGGCUGUAACAUCCCGAGGAGGCUAACUAAUAACUUAUCCACAUGCUUUCCUUCAUGUUGGAGAGUCGAAUAGAUUUCUAAAGUGUCGAGUAGAGUUCUAGAGUGUGUAAAAUUCCAGUGCGCGCGGUCACUGAUAGUGGUAACCCCAGUAACACCAGGCAGUGAGACCACGCCCACCUCUCUCUCUCACUGCUUAUAUUCUUUGCCGCAAACGGCGAGUCUGUAUUGCUUAAGUGUCUCACUCCGCGAAGACAACACAGGUGGGCAGAAAGCCACACUUAACUACUCUCACUUUUCGUUUCAGCGACAAUAGUUUCGCCGCGGUGACAAUAGUUUUAUUGACUGGCUGCGUCGCCUGCCUGACGGUUGUUGUGAAACUUUUCCUCCGCUUGACCCAACGACAGUCAGCCCCACUGCCACCACCACGAGCGCUCAGCCAGUAGCGCGUGCUUUAUAUGCCCCGGUUCUGAGAUCCAUGGAAGUGGCGGGUUUUUACGAGGGGGAUUGCCUUGCUUUCCACGGUAGCAACAACAUCAGCAGCCCCGUCGGCGACGGCAUCAUAUGCAAGCAGACCGCUGACGGCUCCAUGACGAAGCUGGGUCUCGCGCAGCAGGAGAAGACCAUCGACUUCAGCAUCUACCUGGACUCGCUGCACUACCACCAGCUGGCCAACGGACACCACCACGCGACCCCGCCGCCGCUGCUGCCGCGCGCGGACGUCUACAGCGAGUUCUUGGAGGAGGGCAGGGGAGGCAAGCAGCGCGUGGUGUCUCCCGUCCAGAGCUACAACAGCCGGAGCUACGUCUCGCUCGCGGAACGCCAGACACCCGGAGUCAUCAGCAGCGGCCACCUUCGGGACUCCCACGCGCUGGGCUACGGACUAGAAGAGACCAGGGUCGACAACGUCUACAGUCCCGACUACGCGGGGCACGCGACCAAGCCAGGUCCCCGGGACGAGGCUACGGGAGAGGACUCCCCGGUUGGCAUGGACGGCUCGUCGGGCGGUUACGACAUGCGCUCCUACCUCCAGUACCAGUCCGCGCCCAGCGGGAGCUUGGGGAACAUUUCCAACGACGCCUCUUCCUCGUGCUCCAGUCCUCCCGGCACACCUGCCCCGCCAGGUAAGGCUCACGGCUCUGGCUCGCCCUCUCACGCGGGCAAGAUGUCCUCGGGUCACGGUAAAGGCAAGAAGCGGCUGGACAAGGACAGCGAGGAGUACCGACUGAGGCGCGAGAGGAACAAUCUGGCGGUGCGCAAGAGUCGCGACAAGGCGAAGAUGCGUAACAUGGAGACGCAGCACAAGGUGCUGGAGCUCGCGGCCGAGAACGAACGCUUGCAGAAGCGCGUGGAACAGCUGUCACGAGAGCUGGCCACGCUACGAAACCUGCUGUCGGCCACCGGACAGUGCUGAUAAACGGGACUAAUAAUGUUAUUUUAUUUUUCACAAAUGAUUUCUCUUAUUAUUUUAUUUUUACUAGGGUUGUUCGUCACAACAGUGAGGCAAUUCAGUUGUCUCCUUUUUACCCAAGUGAGCCCUGGAGACAAACACAUGCGAGAUGCCGAUACGAACAGAACUGAACUGCUGCACUUUCUCUUGUUUAAUUGUUUUAUGGACAGAACCGAACCGAGCCGGGACGCAGGCGAUCUGGGACUGUAAUUCGGUUCAAAGUUGUCAUCUCUUCUCGCCGUGGUACUAAAGCUGUGUAAGUCGAGUGGUGGGCGAGGUGGGGUGCUUUUUAGCGCGUGUUUACAAGCAGGGGGGAGACUGGACUGAACUAGGAGACUCGCCGGGCUUGCCGAUUGCGCAACACCCCGGGCUGAGCAGGUCACCCUAGUGGUCCAUACAACUACCAAACUCUGAAUUUUUGUUUCUUUUGUGUGUGUACAGUAUUUUUGUACGGUUUACACGAUGAGAUGUUGGCGCUGUGGAAAUGAAUGGUGUUGUUAUUUAAAAAGCUGAUGUUGCUUUAGUAUGUGUGGUGGAUCCGAUCCGCAGUCGCAGAGGGAAGCGCGCGCUACUGCAGUGGGUGACGCAACUCUCGGCAACAGUCUACUCUCCUGCCCCAUGCAAUGAAGUAAUAUGUAAAAGCGAUAUAAAAGGUACAAUUUUAAAUGAUAUCAAAUGUUUUAUUGAAUUAAAUUGAUUUUUACAUGGUUCCUAAGCCACCCGCGUUCUCUGAAGUCAUUUUAAAAAACAAACGGGUUCAUGUGUCCACUGAAAUAUUGUGUGUUCUCUCUGCUGUCACUGGCGUUAAAACUCCCAUUCAG
Engraulis encrasicolus (European anchovy) is the source of this 2310-nucleotide messenger RNA. It is a transcript of the gene cebpb, whose product is annotated as CCAAT enhancer binding protein beta. Gene Ontology annotation, biological process: DNA-templated transcription; regulation of transcription by RNA polymerase II. NCBI's taxonomy places the organism in Eukaryota, Metazoa, Chordata, Actinopteri, Clupeiformes, Engraulidae. The coding region runs from base 518 to 1453 and encodes 311 amino acids. The record is from RefSeq and is a predicted model, not a curated record. Gene Ontology annotation, molecular function: RNA polymerase II cis-regulatory region sequence-specific DNA binding; DNA-binding transcription factor activity, RNA polymerase II-specific. The transcript has a single exon.